AUUUUAUACAUUCACAAAUAUCAUAUUUCCGAUAAGCAAUUACUAUGAAUCAUUCAGAAGACUUAGAUUUGCUUACUGUGCGUACAACAGGAUUGAUUAAGCAAAUAGAUGAAGCAUCUUAUACAUUACUUUCACGAUUUUGUCAGAUAAUUGAUAUAGUUGGUAAUGAUGCAAAAGAUCAGUGUACAGUAGCUUCUGAAAGCUACCAGAUUGAAACGCAUGCUGCUUCUAUGAUUCGAUCAGCAGAAGAGUUAUUAUUAAUUUCACGGCUGAUUAAAGAAGCAUGGAUGUUAUGGGAGACAAAUGCAUGGGAUCCUGUGUCAGAACAAAUGAAAGAUACAUCUUUACCGUUGGAUCAAAUUUUAACACUAUUAAAUCAAUAUAAAUAUAAUCAAAGUUCUGAAAAUACAGAAACUAAGCAACAAACACAAGAAACAAUUUAGAUACAUAAAAAAUAUAUUAUAAAUAAUAAUUUACGGUUAUUUUUUG
This is a messenger RNA of Pneumocystis carinii B80, 489 nucleotides long. RefSeq lists its product as hypothetical. Gene Ontology annotation, cellular component: mediator complex. The transcript has 3 exons. Lineage: Eukaryota; Fungi; Ascomycota; Pneumocystomycetes; Pneumocystales; Pneumocystaceae. The coding region runs from base 45 to 443 and encodes 132 amino acids. Gene Ontology annotation, biological process: regulation of transcription by RNA polymerase II. The record is from RefSeq and is a predicted model, not a curated record. Gene Ontology annotation, molecular function: transcription coregulator activity.